Cottoperca gobio is the source of this 1727-nucleotide messenger RNA. Its product is annotated as ubiquilin-1-like. Gene Ontology annotation, biological process: ubiquitin-dependent protein catabolic process. Gene Ontology annotation, cellular component: cytosol. The transcript has 11 exons. Gene Ontology annotation, molecular function: polyubiquitin modification-dependent protein binding. The record is from RefSeq and is a predicted model, not a curated record. Lineage: Eukaryota; Metazoa; Chordata; Actinopteri; Perciformes; Bovichtidae. The coding region runs from base 31 to 1635 and encodes 534 amino acids.
AUUUGAAUCGUCAACGCGUACAGGACUAAGAUGUCAGGUGCCGUAAAAGAUGAUCCCAGAGCAUCGGGUGGUCGUCAGAGGUCUGAAAUGAUCCACGUCACAGUCAAAAGUGUAACUGAGAGCAAAGACUUCACCGUUAGAGGAAGCUGCACCGUCAGACAGCUGAAAUGGGGUCUAGCAGAGCGCUGGGGAGUCCCGGCAGAGCAGCUGGUGCUGAUCUACUCUGGCCGGGUGCUCAGAGAGUCAGAACUCCUGAGUCACCUUAAAGCACAAGAUGAGUCAGUGAGCCUCUGCAUGAUCCAAAGGCCUCAGCAUCAGUCUGCUGCACCCACCUCGAAUCCAGCUUCACAAAGGGUGCAGUCGGAGCUCACAGACGUUCCUGGUCCUGAUCCUGACCCUGAUCGCUUCACACCGUCUCCAACCUCUCCCUUUUGUCUGGCGGAAGGUCUGGAGAGUUUUGGCCUGACAAACAGCGGGCCUGGCUUCUUCCCUGCACUCCAGCACCAGAUGGAGAGCCAGCUGCUGGCUGACCCGGAGAUGAUGCGUCGUGUCCUGGGCAGCCCUUUAGUGCAGAGCACCCUCUCCACCUCCAGCCCUCAACUGACCAGACAGCUCAUUCGGUCGAAUCCCCAAAUUCUGCAACUCCUGCACACAAACCCAGAGGUGGGAGAUGUGCUUAACAAAUCAGAUGUCAUCACACAGGUGCUGGAGCUCAUCAGGAACCCUGACAUGACAGAGGCAGUGAUGCAUGAGGAAGACAGAGCGUUAGGCAAUUUGCAGCCAGAGCAGGAAAACUCUGAAAGCAUCAGCAGUGAUUCCGAUGAACUUCAGAAGACUGACACAAAACGUCUGGAAAAGAUCCAAAAAGGAGCACCCCCAGUGGUGACGACAUCAUCUGGGAAUAAAAAGCCAACUGACAGAGAAAACAACGAGACUCCACCCGUCUCCAGUCACUCCACAGAUUCUGAGCUGACCGCUACGCCCAGAGCUGAUCCAAACCCUCAGAGCACUGUUAAUGCAGGCAUGCAGUCACUGCUAGAGGAGAUCACAGCCAGUCCAGGACUGAUGGAGAGCCUAAUGUCAGGGCCGUAUGUCAGCAGUCUCCUCAACUGCCUCGGCCAGAACCCUGACCUGGCUGCACAGAUGCUGCUGAGCCACCCUUUGUUCUCAGGAAAUCCUCAACUGCAGCAGCAGAUGAGACAACAGAUCCCUCUCUUCCUGCAACAGAUGCAGAGUCCAGAGCUGCUGUCAGCCAUGUUGAACCCCAGAGCCAUGGAGGCUCUGCUUCACGUCCAACAGGGCCUACAGACUCUGGCUGCAGAGGUUCCUUCACUGAUCCCUACAGACGGUGUUGAUGCUGCCCCUGAGCAAGCAUCUGACUCUGUCCUAAACAGCCAAUCAGGAAGUGGUCCUCGGGUUCCCACGGUGACAGAGCAGCAGCAGCAGUUUGUACAACAGAUGCUACAGGCGCUGGCUAACACCGAUCAUGGGGUGCAUGUUGAGCAGGCUGAGUUCCAGGACGAGCUGGAGCAUCUGAGCUCAAUGGGCUUCAGAGACAGAGAGGCAAACCUUCAGGUCCUCAUCAGCACUGGAGGAGACCUCAGCACUGCCAUAGAACAUCUGCUCGGUCUCUGACGCACACGCACACACACACACACACACACACACACACACACACACACACACACACACACACACACACACACACACACACACACACACACACA